GUCAAAUAUAAUUAAAGUUAAAAAAUAAAAAUGUGUUGCAUUGAGUUCACCCCGAACACACACAAAAAAAAACAUCCAGUCAUCAUAUAACCUUUAUUUUUUCAGGGUUCCGGGAGGAUAUGCACUCCAUGAUAUCAAGACAGUUAGGCCUACAUUUCACAUUUAUAUUGUGGGACAGAGCAAAAAAAAUGUAGGACUUUUCGAUCUCUCGGGGUUGGGUAGUGGCAUAAGGCAGGCUCUUAGCUAGAUUUCCCAGUUGGGCUCGUAAGAUCUCCGGGUCAUGCAUAGACACAGUUUUUCAUUUGUGACGUUAAACUUUUGGGGGGAGGAAUAUGUCUUGCAUGGUGCGAUGAAGGCAUACGUUGUCAGACAUAUUCCCAAAAAUAUUUUGGAUGCGGCCUAUACAGUAGCAUAAAAGUAGCAUUUUGUUAUGUCUGUCAUUACCAAACUGCCUAAAACGUAGGCUAGAUAAGCCAUGAAUCCAAAACAUUGAUUCAUGAUUUUCUACGUGGUUGUGGGGCAAAAUGUAGGCCUAAUAAAAUGCAUGCGACAAUGUCGAAAAUUGGAUAUGCGCGCUGAUCUGAAGUUAGGAUUCCCCUGGCCCCUCGAUGCCCACCUAUUGUCUUACAUUGCAGAAAUAAAUAAAUAUAUAUUGUAGUCUACAAUAACGAGCCCUGUCACUCCGGUGAAUGGCAAACGAUUCUCUUCACAAUGACUUACACACAAAAAAUAAAACAUUUUAAUAGUUUCCCAUGGUUGCAAUUCACAGCGGAAUUAAAUUAAAGUUACAUACUGUAACUCUAAAUAAUGUCAAUAGAAGCUCUCAAAAAUGUUUUCUUAAAUGUAUCCGUUUUAUGCAACAUUUCGAUCAUUUUCCUUGUAGAAUGAAAAUGAUUUUUUUUUUUAACUUAUUUAAAAACAACAACCAAGGUGGGGCGGUUCAUUGGUUGGAGAGGUAUGCAAUGUGCCGAAAAAGCGCACCGUGAACAUGUCUUGAAUUGACCAAUGGGACAACCCCAUGCCAAACGGGUGGAACCAAUCCCCUAUCGAAUAGGAAUUAAGUGUCAUGUAGAGUUUCACCGUUCACACUUUAACCGAGAUCAAAACUUUGAGAGGUGGAACAACAACGACACUUCAACAUCGUUUUGAUAGGCAACUAACUGUUCAACGUCUGCAAACAACGGGGACACUGGUUCAAAUGGAGAAAUCUACAAAUUUCCGCAUCGAUGCGCUUCUCGCUGUUGACCCGCCGAAGGUGCAGACAUCUCCGCUUGCGCUUGUGACUUCUUUAUCCUCCUCUUCCAUUUCAUCGUCCGGAAGUGUACAAGCCUCAGAAUUGAAUGCCGACUCUUUAAGGACUGAGACUCCGUCUCCACCGAGGAUUUCCUCCUGUGGUUUGAUUCCUAAACCAGGCUUCUUGAAUAGUCCUCACAGUAUUGUUGGAUUACAUCCACAGAGUAGCGCAGGGAUCCCUCCCCAGGCUCUCUACGGCCACCCCAUGUAUACCUACUCCCUCGGGCAGCACCCUGCCCUGUCCUAUUCAUAUCCGCAUGGGUCCCAUCACCACCAUCCCAGCGACUCCCUCAAACUCUCUGCCGGGACUUUUCAGCUCGACCACUGGCUGAGAGUCUCCACAGCGGGAAUGAUGCUACCAAAAAUGCCCGAUUUUAACUGUGAGUAUUCUCAGGCCCAGUCAAACUUGCUUGGAAAGUGCAGAAGACCAAGGACUGCAUUCACAAGUCAGCAGCUCCUGGAGCUCGAGCAUCAAUUCAAACUAAAUAAGUAUCUGUCGCGACCAAAGCGCUUUGAAGUGGCUACAUCCUUGAUGCUGACGGAAACGCAGGUGAAAAUUUGGUUCCAGAACAGGCGGAUGAAGUGGAAACGGAGCAAGAAGGCCAAAGAGCAAGCCGCGCAGGAGACUGAGAAUAAGAAAAACAACAAAAACGGCCAGGAGAAAUCUGACGGACAAGAACAAACGGAUUAUCAAAAGACUGGUUCUGCAAAAAGUAACAGAAUAAGAGACUUCAGGGACAGUGACGAUGAUGAAGGUGGCAACUUCCUGUACAACUCCUCGGAUUGCUCUUCGGACGACGAGAGAAACCACACCAGUGAUAUAAGUCCACAACCUUGAGACCGGGACAAGGAAACGUGCAUUUUUGAAAAACUAUACACUCCUUAAACUACAGCUGCAUUUAGGCCUACAGUAAUAAAAACACGAAAUCCUACCCGGAAAUUCAGAAAUUAAUGAGAAUAAUUUGGAAAAUACAAAUGGAUCAAUCCCUGACUGAGAUUCAGGGUGUGCAGAAUGGCCCUAACAAGCAAGGUCAGAUUGACGUUUUAGAAGGUAGUAUUGAGGUACACUCUGCUAUUUGUAACAUUGCAUGGUUUUAUGUGACAAUGUCAUGUUUUCGCCCAGUUGUUUUAGGACCCUAAUGUCCACUACAAUCAUAUGGGUUCUCCACUAUAGGGGUUAUUAUCAUAAUAUUUUGAUAUGGCGACCAAUUGUAAAUUCAAACAUGCCACAUUUAGCAUUUUCUUUUGUUUCAUGUUUUUGAACAUUGUGAACGUAUGUCAUUGCGUCAUAUAGGCCUACCAUUUACGUGCAGAAAAAUGUUAUGCGUUUAUUUUUGUACACUGUUUAUAAAAUGUCUACACCAAUGCAUGCUAAAUUAUUGUUGACCGUCUCCCAUGGUACAGAGGACAUUAAAUAAAUGUGUUUUGUAAAACGUGGUGUUUUUCAAUGCUGACGACAUAACAUCUAUUAAACACACUUUUCCAAUUAUGGUCCCAUUUUGCAGCCAAUUUGGUCUUAGUUUAGAGGUGAUUAUUUUUCUUUACCUUUAUUUAACUAGGCAAGUCAGUCAAGAACAAAUUAUUA
Messenger RNA from Salmo salar (Atlantic salmon), 2878 nucleotides. RefSeq names its product motor neuron and pancreas homeobox 1 (gene mnx1). Gene Ontology annotation, molecular function: sequence-specific double-stranded DNA binding; DNA-binding transcription factor activity, RNA polymerase II-specific. NCBI's taxonomy places the organism in Eukaryota, Metazoa, Chordata, Actinopteri, Salmoniformes, Salmonidae. Gene Ontology annotation, cellular component: nucleus. Gene Ontology annotation, biological process: central nervous system development; endocrine pancreas development; neuron projection morphogenesis. The record is from RefSeq and is a predicted model, not a curated record.